AUGAGGUUUCCUGCUUGCAGCAUCAAGAAGGAUGCUUCCCGCGUCAUCUCGUUGGAUGAAUUGAAGGCGCUCGUUGUGGCGGGCGCUGACACUGACGUGCAGUUCUUGGACACGCGCUCCUCUGACGAAUACACGGGUGCGGCGGCCCAUGGCAACGCCCGACCCGGUCAUGUGCCUCGCGCACUGCACCUUGAGUGGUCCGACACGCUUCAACCCAACGGGCAGUUCAAAUCCACGGACGAACUGAUCGCGCUCGUGGCGGCCGCCGGCCUCUCCGCCGACCAGCCCGUCGUCACGUACUGCCAGCGCGGCAUCCGGGCGGCCCACACGGCGUACGUGCUCGAAGAGCUCUUGGGGUUUCCUGCCGUCCGCGUCUACGAAGCGUCCAUGCUGGAGUACUUGAACCAGCCGGAUACCAAGGUCGAAAAAUAG
Molecule: messenger RNA, 432 nt
Organism: Aphanomyces astaci
Lineage: Eukaryota; Oomycota; Saprolegniomycetes; Saprolegniales; Verrucalvaceae
Exons: 1
Coding region: 1-432 (143 amino acids)
Source: RefSeq, a predicted model, not a curated record